Messenger RNA from Cheilinus undulatus (humphead wrasse), 9376 nucleotides. It is a transcript of the gene brinp1, whose product is annotated as bone morphogenetic protein/retinoic acid inducible neural-specific 1. Gene Ontology annotation, biological process: negative regulation of mitotic cell cycle; positive regulation of neuron differentiation. The coding region runs from base 386 to 2671 and encodes 761 amino acids. NCBI's taxonomy places the organism in Eukaryota, Metazoa, Chordata, Actinopteri, Labriformes, Labridae. The record is from RefSeq and is a predicted model, not a curated record. The transcript is spliced from 8 exons.
AAAAAACGAGAACAGUUUCAAACACGUCGGCAUAAAAUCUCACAUCCUGAGCUCCCUAUUUUUCUCUCUCUCUCUCUUCUUCUCCCUCCUUGCCUGCAGACGGACUUCAUGACUUUAUUCCUCCUCUGCGCGCUAAUGCCCGAGACCACACCGAAACGAAGGAUUUUUCUCCCUUGAGCAUGAAAAGGAUUGCCAAAUCAUCCGCAAUCCAACAUCACCGACUGAGCCACCAGCAGCAUGAGCACUGGAUACAUAUGCUCCAGCAGAAGUUGUUGGCUAGAGAACUAACAAACCUCGGAGCACAGAUACAGCGAAGAGGGGAGAGUCAGUUUUAGGUCUCCACAUAAUGGAGCGAGAAUGAACAGAGAGCGGCUGAAAAAAAAGCAUGAACUGGAGGUUUAUUGAGGUCAUCUGCUUCCUGUUUAUAUGGGACCAUAUAACAGUUCAGUCUUCCCGCCAGGACCCAUUGGCCACUGAGCAACAUGUCACCAAGCAAUAUGACUGGCUCAUCUCUGACCGAGGACCUUUCCACCACGCUCGGAGUUAUCUGUCCUUUGUGGAAAGAUUCCGCCAAGGAUUUACGACCAGAUAUAAAAUUUAUAGGGAAUUUGCACGUUGGAAGGUGAGGAACACCGCCAUCGAGAGAAGGGACCUGAUCCGAAACCCGGUCCCGCUCAUGCCUGAGUUCCAGCGCAGCGUCCGCCUGCUGGGCCGCAGACCCACGACUCAGCAGUUCAUCGACACCAUCAUUAAGAAAUAUGGAACCCACAUUCUCAUCUCAGCCACCCUGGGAGGAGAGGAGGCGCUGACGAUGUACCUCGCCAAAAACAAGCUGGACAGGAAGCUUGUCAACGCUACUCAGAAUGUGGAAGCCCUUCAUCAGCUGGCCUCAUCCUACUUCAUCGACCGAGACGGGACGAUGAAGAAGCUCCAUGAGAUCCAGAUCUCCACCAAUGCCAUCAAGGUGACAGAGACUCGGACAGGCCCACUUGGUUGCAGUAGCUAUGACAAUCUGGACUCAGUGAGCUCGAUCCUUCUGCAGAGCCCUGAGAGCAAGAUUCAUCUGCAAGGUCUCCAGGUCAUUUUCCCAGAAUACCUCCAGGAGAAAUUUGUCCAGUCAGCUCUGAGCUACAUCAUGUGCAACGGAGAGGGGGAGUACGUGUGCCACAACAACCAGUGCAUCUGUCAGUGCGCAGACGAGUAUCCCCAGUGCAACUGUCCUAUCACCGACAUCCAGAUCAUGGAGAACACGCUGCUGGGCAUGUCUGAGUCCUGGGCCUCCUCUUACAAGGACUUUGAGAACUCUGAUGAGUUCAAGUCUUUCCUGAAGAGGCUUCCGUCCACUCACUUCCUGCCCAUCAACAGCGUGCACCUCCUCUGGGGCAGCGACUGGGACCUUCAGGCUCGCUACCGGCUCCUUCAGAGCUCCCUAGAGAUCCAGCGGCUCAAGAUCCAGCGCAACGCCCGCAAGCUCUUUGGCCUCAGCAUCCGUUGUCACCACAACCCCAACCACCAGAUGCCUAGGGAGAGAUCUGUGAUGCAGUGGCUCAACAGGGUCCAGUCCUUCCUCUACUGCAACGAGAACGGAUUCUGGGGGACCUUCCUGGAGAGCCAAAGGACAUGCGUAUGCCACACGGGAGGCACUCUAUGCCAGAGACCAAUCCCGUGUGUAAUUGGUGGCAACAACAGCUGUGCCAUGUGCAGCCUGGCCAACAUCUCACAAUGCGGCUCCUGCAACAAGGGUUACAAGUUGUACCGCGGUCGCUGUGAGCCCCAGAAUGUGGACUCGGAACGGAGCGAGCAGUUUAUCAGCUUCGAAACGGAUCUGGAUUUUCAGGACCUGGAACUGAAAUACCUGUUACAGAAAAUGGAUUCACGAUUGUACAUUCACACUACUUUCAUCAGUAACGAGAUUCGGCUAGAGACCUUUUUUGACCCUCGAUGGCGCAAGCGCAUGUCCCUGACGCUCAAGAGUAACAAGAACCGGAUGGACUACCUCCACAUGAUAAUUGGUCUAUCGAUGAAGAUCUGCCAGAUGCGAAAUAGCAGCAUUGAUCCCAUGUUCUUUGUAUAUGUCAACCCAUUUAGCGGUAGUCACUCGGAAGGCUGGAGCAUGCCCUUUGGGGAACAUGGAUACCCACGUUGGGAAAAGGUCCGACUGCAGAACUCCCAGUGCUUCAACUGGACUCUUCUGCUCGGCAAUCGGUGGAAGACCUUCUUUGAGACGGUGCACAUUUACCUGCGUAGUCGCGCUAAGAUCCCAACCGGCCUGCGCAAUGACACAGGGCAGGGUCCGGUGGAUCUGGCAGACCCUAACAAGCGUCAGAUCUACAUAAAAAUAUCAGAUAUCCAAGUGUUUGGCUACAGCCUUCGAUUUAACGCCGACCUGCUCCGCAGUGCCGUACAGCAGGUCAACCAGUCGUACACACAAGGAACUCAGUUCUACUCGUCGUCAUCCGUUAUGCUCCUCUUACUGGACAUCCGGGAUCGGAUUAACCGCCUUGCCCCUCCGUCUGCGCCUGGAAAACCCCAGCUGGACCUCUUCUCUUGUAUGCUUAAGCAUAGGCUCAAGCUUAACAACAGCGAAAUGAUUCGGGUGAAUCAUGCCUUGGACAUGUACAGCACAGAGAUACUAAAACAAUCAGAUCACCUGACUGCUAAACUCUGCUGAAUAUAGCAACAUUAACAUAAGGACAGCAAAGAGAAACACCCGACAAAUGAACUACAAGAGGGUAUUAAUCCUAAUUUUGUUUUCUCUUCUUUCAUUUUUGGACCUUUUCUGCCUUUUGAUGUAAUAUUAACUUUGUAAGCAUAAUUCUUAAAGUGAAAAAGGAAAAAAGAAGUGAUGAAAAGCAUUUCGGGCAGAUAAAGAAGAUAAAUGGAACCACUAUAAGGACUGUAUCAUAUUUGUCCCAGCAUGUCUGUCAUUCCCUAAAAGAACUCAAAAGAGAGAGAGUGAACAAAAAAAAAAUUAAAUCUAUUUACUGGUGAAAAAGAGGCCUUGAUUUUACUCUGAGGGAUCAAAGGUUUUAUCUGAAACUGCCAUUCUUUAUUGAGAAAAAAAAAUACAUUUUUAAAGGAGUAAUGACACAACACAAGGGCAGACCAGAUAUGCUUUUAUUUCAGGAGGAUAUUUCAGACAUAAUGCAGAGUUUAAUAUUCAAAAUGUUUAUACAUCGUAAGGAUUAAAUAGCCCUAGCGACGACGUAGUCAACACAUUACUUAUAGACUCUUUAUUACAUUUCAAACCCACAGCGAAUCUGCAUUUCUCUUUGUGAGUUAUGAGGCACUCUGUCAUUGUUCUGACACACACGGCACACAGCAGGGCGGUAAUGGAUAGUCAUGUCAAAUAACAAAAGCCAGCUGUUUAUAUAUACAUAUAUAUGUGGGUGAAUGUGAGCGUGGGCAAGUGUGCGUAUCCCUUUUUUUGGCUUGACGCUUAUUGCUGUUCGUUACUUGAAUGUGUCAUUUGAGAUUGACUCCAGUCUAAGCUAAAAACUUCGCAUUUGGAGCGCUUCUUUCCCGUGUUUGAAAUUCAAGCUGUGUUUUUUCACAAGGCAGUACCUCCUGGUGCGUGAGUGCAAUAUUGUGGUCUGAAGAAAAUUUAACAAUCAAUGCUAUUUUGUACAGCUUUGCAAAAUGUACAUGUUGUGACUGCUGAUUUGUGGAGCUUUUCAGCACCAAGAGCAAAAUGUAAAACACUCAUCGUUCAGGCACAUUUGCAAGACAACUUAAAGCCAUACGCUCCCCCCUCCCUGAGAUAACCAUACGGUAAGACAUAAAGCUCAUCCCUGUUUCACAAAGUACCAUUACAUGAGGAAAAUACACACUUCCAUUUGUUUGUUUUUAUUUCAGCCUCAGUUUUAUGAUAAGAGCACAGCAUAGAGACAGUGACAAGAGGCGGCGUAUUAUGUUGGAUAAGAAUCGUGCUGUAAAGCCAUUGAAUUGCUCUGUUGUGCCACCAGGAAAAGAAAAAGAAAUGGUUAUAUUAAAGCUUCAAAUACCUUUUUUGGCAGUGUUAAAUCUGUAAGCUUUUUUAUGAUUGCAGUUUUUCUUUCCAGAUAUGAGAUUUAACCUUGUUUUGCAUGUUGCUGAAAGUGUCAACAAAGCUGCAAUGUUUUAUUUAAACACUCUCAAUCAUCAAAAUGAGAAAUGAAACACUACCUAUGAAAUGUUGGUCACAUUUUAUUUGGGUAAUCCAAUGCUGAAGUAUUGCUUUUGCUGAUGUGAUUUGGAGGUCUGGAUCAUUAUCUGCAUGAUUGCUUACAACAACAAAGGCAAGGUCACUCAUGCCAUACUGCUUAGCAUUUUUAAUAUGGAUGAGUCUGGACUAUUGACUGUAUAUAAAUAUGGACAACACAGCUUUAUCGCCUUUCAUUGUACAAAAAUAAAGCCAAAAUUCCCCUGUAGAACCUGCAAACUUAGCAAUUGCCCACAAAUGUAAUACACCACAAAUGUAAAACAAAUUUGCAGCUUUUAGUCUGAUAAUCCAACAAACGUAAUAAAUGUCCUACAUAUUUACUGCUACAUCAUUUGAAAGGUUUAACUCCCUGUCUCUCACAUUGCAUUAAAUUCCCAUAAAUGCAAUGUGAAAAUGAAAAAUAAAAUUCGUGGUCAUUGUCCGUAGUAGCCUUUUUACAAGUGAGCUCAAGUCACAUGAAAACAUAAGCCGUUUUUACACAUAGAUUUCACAAUAAAGGUGAAAAGGAUUGUCCGUCUCUGUUCCGCAACGAGCAAUCCACACAAAGGUGUAACAGAGCCUUGCACGCCCAAACUUACACACACACCCCAGCGUCUCGUAAUCAGAUGGCAGCCACUGCCCAAGCUGGUGCUUUUAAUGAAACUCAAAACUCUGGAUUUCUCGGUUCAAAACUUUGUAUUUUCUAAACGAAAUACGGGGAAAAUAACAUGAACAUUCAUUUUGAUCGAUUGGAUCCAAUAGAGUUUUUUUCCUCCACGUUUCUGAGUUGGAGGUCCGACUUUAAGUAGUGUCACAGUACACGAGGUCAGAAACUUCAGAGUACCGAGCUCACUUGAACACAUCAUGGAACUUUUCAGACGCUGCUGUGAGCAGAGAUGUGUGUGCUCUCUCCUCUCCUGUACAGAGUGUGAUCAGCUCUCUAACCUCGCAGUCUCACCAGUUAAUCCACAUUAUUCUUCGUUUUAUCCCGCUGUUGUUUUCUCAGAUGAAAUGCUGCUUGAUUAAACCGCGCUGGUUUUUUAAUCUCCCGUUUAUGGAGACAGCAGCGCACACUUGCCGUUGCGGAAUGCUUUGACGUCCUUUCACACCCGUUGCGGAAAAGUCUGUUACAGCUCUGAUACUACCUCUCGAGCCGGAUCAGAGGUGGGGCGAGAUCGACCCUCCAUUGCGGAAUGGUCGCUUUCAUACAGAACGGCAUUGCGGAACGAAGGCAUAACGGACACGGAAAAGAGAGGCAAUGUGAAAGUUGUUUUAGUCAUUGGGAUUUUUCCAUUCGCCAUGAAACAGGAAGUUAUUUUCAAGGGUCUAGAAAACACUUGUUAAGCUACGAAUCUUAGCACAAAAUUUCUGAAUGAGAAAAGGAGAGAAUUGAUAUCAGAAAUAUGGUCAACGCAGCUUUAUCCCUUUCUCAUUGUACAAAAGUAAAGCCAAAAUUCCCCUGUAAAACCUGCAAAUUUAGCAGUUGCUCACGAAUGUAAUACAAAUUUGCACCUUUCAGUCUGAUAAUCCAAAAAAAGUAAUACAUUUCCUACAUAUUUACUACAAUGUUGAUUUGGAAGGUUUAACUCUCUGUCUCUUAAAACUUUAACUUCCGAAAAAUGUAAUGUGAAAAUGAAAAAUAAAAGUUGUGGCCAUUGUUUGUAGUCGCCAUUUUAUAACUGCAAAUGGGUUGAAGUGAGCUCAAGACACAUGAAAACAGUCAUUUGGGUUUUUCCGUUCGCCAUGAAACAGGAAGUUGUUUUCAAGGGUCUAAAAACACUUGUUAAGCUACAAAUCUUAGCAGUGAAUGUUUGACUUUCUUACUGUACAAAAGUAAAGCCAAAAUUCCCCUGUAAAACCUGCAAACUUAGCAAUUGCUCAAAAACAUAAUAAACUACAAAUGUAAUUCAAAUUUGCAGCUUUUAGCCUGAUAAUCCAAAAAACGUAAUACAUUUCCUACAUAUUUUCAACUAUGCUGAAUUGGAAGGUUAAACCCUCUGUCUCUCAAAUUUGUAUAAACUUCCCACAAAUGUAAUCUGAAAAUGAAAAAUUAAAGUUGUGGUCAUUGUUUGUAGUAGCCUUUUUACAACUGCAAAUGAGUUCAAGUGAGCUCAAGUCACUUAAAAAAAUAUGGCUAUUGGUAUAUUUUUGCUCGCCAUGAAACAGGAAGUUUGUUUCCAGGGUCGUAAAAGCAGUAGUAAAGCUAUGAAUCUUAGCACAAAAUGUUUGGAUGAAACAAUGAGAGGAUCAAUAUCAGUUUUGGAAAAUCUGCAAUAUCAAGUGGUUCUUCUUGAUUUAAGCCCACAAAGGGGAUUCAUCUAAACAAAGCAAUUUUACAGGUGAUAGAGCUGAAAAAACAUAAUUCUUUCUGCAUGUGAACAAAACUCACAUGCUUGGACUGUGCUGGCUCUCCCUAUUAAAGCAAGUUAUUGUGUCUUGAACAUAGAGUGUACAAACUUCCUGACACUAAAAUGUAAAAUUUUUUGUGUGGAUGAGGAUUUUAAGUUUAUGUUAAAACAGUAACACUCCAACACUCCUCUGAGAGCUGUUUAGACAAAUUUUAACUUUUUUUAUCCACUUGGAUAAGAUUCAUUGCUCUACCAGUGUUUAAAGACAUUGAAAAAACUACUUCCUGUUUCAUGGCGAAAAAAAAAUAUAUAUAAAACUACAUUUUUGAUGUGACUUGAGCUUAAGCUGACUUGAGCUUACUGGCAGUUGUAAAAAGGCUACAACAAACUGACCACAUUUAGUUUCAUGUUCAUAUUAUAUUUGUGGGAAAUUAUUACAGUUUUUUAAAUUUCUGGUCAGGAGAAGAGCAAAAACAUCCUUUUCUUUCAAAGAAAAGUAUUCAGUGUCACUCUUUGCUGUCCAGCUCUGAUAAAACUGACUCUGACUGGGAAAAAGUAUUUCAGAUCCAAGCUUUGCAAGAUGGAUCUGUGUGAUGAUGAAGGUUACUUAUUUUGGCAUCUUACCAAACACUUGUUCAAAAAUCCCAUUGACUUUGAGACAAUGAAAUAAGAAGUUCUUCAAUGUUAAUGCAUUUCCAGGGUUUAGGACUGCAGCUCUUUUAACUAAGAGUAUUAAACAUCGAUCAGUGUGGUACAGCCCACAGCAGAACACAUUGCAGGAGCUACAUUUGUCACGUAACAUUUAUCCUUUUUGCAUCAAAUGACUAAUUAAAAUCGAAGUUCUUAGAAAAAUGAACACUUGCUCUCAAAUCAGCAUCACUUUAACUACAAGUGAAGACAGAGUCCAGUUUUGAGAAAUGUUGUUUUGCGUCGUAUUUAACUUUCAAAGUCUGGCGCUUGCCCCAUCUGUUUACAUGGAGGAUGCAGGGUUUAUGACUCAAGUCAGUCACUAGGGGGAGCUGUAAAUCUUUCCAAUUUGGGAAAUCAUAUUUCAGAUUAAGAUGUCCAUCUUUUUAUACAGUUGAUGGUUUAGACUGAAAUUAACGAGACAUUAAACGUACAGUAAUUGCUGCCGUGGCUACAAGACUCAAGCCCAACCCCUUUAUCUUUCCAAGUCUGCUACCUCAGUUGCAGGCCUUGAGAAAUACAUUUAAAGAGUAGUAUUUUUUGAGUUGUUAUGUGACUCCCUAUGUAGUUAUAGUUUGAUUGCCUUGCAGGUUUUUUGUUUGAUUUUGUGCUUUUUUUAAGUUUUUAUUCUUCCUCCACAUUGUGUUUUUUAUUUGUUCUGUAGGGUCGGCUGUAAGCAGAGGUACCUGCUCCUGAUUCUCAUGGACUCGGCUUUGUUCACUGCUUAUCCCCAGUCACAACUGUAUCUAGAUGUGUGCAUAUUUUAGCUUUGUGUGAUGAUGACUAUGCUUUUCCCCUCUUUUUUUUCAUUUCCCAGCUGUUUUUGAACCACCAUAAGAGGUGCUUUAUAAAUAAAUCAGUCAUUAAGUGAAGAAAUUACAACACUCUAUCCCAAAUCUUAUCAAUUUCUAGUGAUUCUGAACGCUUACAAACCACUGAAUGAUUUCUAUGGUAUUCUUUAGCACCUGUGUAAUGGCCUGCUCAGGACAAAUACGGCUCAGAUUGUAAGGCUCAGGGCUGAAUUGUCCAAUUAAUCUGACAGAACAGUGCAUUAAUCAGUUUCUUAUGGUCAGGUUAAUGGCUCAGCAUCCAUAAAGGUGCUUUCAGUAAGUGUGCUAUUAUCUUUGCAGUGUUUCAGGUGGACACAGGAAGAAGAAGAAGAGAAGAGAAUGCACCUGUACAAAUUGAUAUCAGCGCAAUUUACAAUUCAAGAUUAAAAUAAUGUGUGAAGCUGGUGCAUCUGCUCUGGUAUAUGUGGCAAUUACACAGCACCGUGGUAUUGUACUUUCAGCUGGUUUAAGACAUUUUAGCUCAUUAGAGUGCUAAUGCUAACAUGGUGAGCUUCGCUUUUCUGGACACACAUAAGCACCUGUAUCAUUGCCAUUGUACGGAGGCCCAAUGCAGACAUGCAUCCAUAUAUUUUACUUGCUUUUAAUGCUUUUCUAUUAUACUGUGUCAUUGCUAGUAGUUUUCUUGCUAUCUGAAAUGAUUUACGUGAUUAUUUUGAGAUGACACUCUUUUUUCCAACAAUGGGUGAAUUUCUCGAGAUCUCAAAAAAAAAAGAAAAAAAAAGAAAAAAGAAACUACCGUAAAAUUCAGUGUUUAAGACCAGUGUGGAAGGUAAUACACAACAAAACACUCAUAUAGCUUGUUUGUUUUAACCAGAAAUGUAAGGAGUUAGUUAUGCAAUUCAAUUUAAAGACCCUAUAGCACCACAUUAUGUAAUAACGCCGCAUUAUGUAAUAAUGUAAUACAUUUUCCAUCCAUCAUGUAAUAACGCUGCAUUUUCUAAGCCACUAAGCGGUUAGAGCUAGGGCAAGGUAGCUGGGUAGGGCAUACCUUGGAGCCCACACUAAGUCCUGUGGUUAGGGAUAUUAAAUAAUGUGGCUUUACAGUCCCUGUAAAGUGAAGUCCUAAAUUUGUCUUAACACACUAGAUAUGUUGGAAUACGGUUGCUGUAAACGUGAUAAACAUGUGACUGAAUUUUGGAUUUACACUAUAAGAAAGUUUUGUCCCUCCUUCCUGGCUGGGUUAAAUUUGGGCGGGGCAAAUAUGUGGGUUGGUGACGUCACUGGCCCACAGUAGGGAAUGACCCCGCCCUUCUAACACUAAGAUAUAAAAUCACAGAUCAGUUAUCUCAGUACAGUCUGUUGUUCGCUGA